CGGUUAUGUCUAAGGCCACAAAGAGACCAGGAGAAGAUGCUCUGCAGGAGGCGGAGCCCAGGAGAAAGAAGGGCCGUAAACACAGGCCGGGCUUUGACGACGAAAUAUUUGCCGAAACUAGCUACGAAAUCAGAAACGGUCUGCGACAUGUGAAGCCGUACUAUUUCUCGUUCACCUCUCACACCAAGGGAAGGUGGGUGGGGUCUUCGGUGUACGAGGUCUUCUGUCGAGAGUUUCAGGCCGAAAAGCCCGAGUACUAUGAGAAGGCAAUAAGAUCGGGGAAAGUGACAGUCAAUGACAAGAGGGCCACCAUGGAGACUGUAUUACAUCAUAAUGACCUCAUGGUGCACAGAGUACAUCGCCACGAGCCACCAGUGUCAGCUGACCCUCUCACAAUCCUCCACCUGGACUCUGACAUCCUGGCCAUCAACAAGCCUCACUCCAUUCCUGUGCACCCUUGUGGGAGAUACAGGCACAAUUCAGUCGUGUUUUUACUGGGGAAAGAGCACAGUCUGAGGAACCUUCACACCAUCCAUAGACUGGACAGACUCACGUCGGGCCUGCUCCUCUUUGCUAGAAACCUGACAACAGCUCAACGAAUGGAGCAGCAGAUCCGAGAGAGACAAGUUUCAAAAGAGUACAUUUGCAAGGUUCACGGAAAAUUUCCAGAUGAACCUGUGUUGUGUACAGAACCGAUUGUGAUAGUGACGCACAAGUUAGGGAUAUGUCGGGUGGACCCGGCUGGCAAAACCUGCUUGACCAGUUUCACCAGACUCUCCUACGACAUACACAAAGACACCAGCAUUCUCAAAUGUGAACCAAAGACUGGACGAAUGCAUCAGAUCAGAGUUCAUCUCCAGUGGCUUGGUCAUCCAAUAGUGAACGAUCCCCUGUACUGUCACCCGGCCUGGGGGCCUCACAGGGGCAGGGAUGGACUGGGGAUCAGAGAUAUGGACCAGGUCAUUAGUGACAUAGUCAAAUCAAACUACAACUCUCAGGAGGCGGCAGUCGAGGCCACUCCCACUGCCACUCCUUAUAAGACGGUGCAUUCGGUUACCCCUGCCCCCGCCAUUGCGAAAGAUGAAGAAAAACUCCCAGAAAAGGGCGAGGAGAGGGAAGAUACCGUUGAAAAAACAGAGUUUGAAGACGGAUUGACUUCUUCAGGCUCUGAUGGCUCCGUCCCGGAUCCAGACUGCACGGAAUGUGGACUGGUGCACCCUGACCCCACCCCCGACCAGCUGAUGAUGUACCUCCAUGCCCUCCGCUACGCAGGUCUGGACUGGGAAUACUGUGCCGACAUGCCAUCAUGGGCAAAGAGUGGAGAUAAAUCACUGACAGACAGUGGAGAAAAUGACCAAAAGCCACUGGAAAAGAGUAACGACAAAUCACUGGAAAAGGUAGCAGAAAAUCAGGCAAAGAGUGGCGAAAAAGAACAGGCAAAGAGUGGCGAAAAAGAACGUGCAAAGAGUGGAGAAAAGGAACAGGCAAAAAGUGGAGAAACUAGCAAAAAAACUAUUAUAUAGUUCUUGAAGACACUAAAGACUUAAGUACGUACCACUACAAUUAUAAUACUCAUCACCCCCUUUUUCAGUGUUCGGUCAUAAAAAUCUGGUUUUUCUUUACAAAAAUUCCAGAGGAAACUGAAGAUAUUAGAAGUGUAUAUAAUAGAAAGAGGGAGAAGGGAGAGAGAGAGAGAGGGAAAGUAUGAGAAGUGCAGCAGUGAAAGAAUGUGAGUUUUGUGGUGCACCGUGAUAUAUACAGCAGAAGUGACGUAAUUCUCAGUCUUCUCUUUUCCGUUUCCUCCGUUUCUGAACCACGUCUGAUGCCUCGAUGCGGUGACUCCGCCCCCUCUCCCAUUUCUCCAUGGCAGCCACCGACCUCUGACCUAUGUGAAAGAGGACUCUCUCGGUCUCGUCCAGUCUCGUCGUGAACAUUGUGACAUCACUACUAAAUGCGUGGUGAGAGGUGUCCAUGAUCCGACGGAAACGAUUCAGAAAAGUUUCGAGUAGAGAUUUUGCCAGGUCGCUUCUCUCCAUGUGGUCGAAGAACAACAGUUUCACUCCCAUGAGAUAGAAAUAGGGUCCCUGUUUGAAGAGAUCCACGACAUUAGCGUCGGCUCUGAGGAUAUCUCUCUGUUGUUGCCUGUACUGCUUCGGAAGGUCGAUCCGGACGAUGUUCCUUCUCCGUCCGCCCAGUGC
Messenger RNA from Geodia barretti, 2198 nucleotides. Lineage: Eukaryota; Metazoa; Porifera; Demospongiae; Tetractinellida; Geodiidae. The record is from the annotation of a GenBank genome assembly.